AUGCCUCCAAUCUUAUGUUUCAACUGCAAAGCUGCGCGAGCAGUUAUAAUUCGACCGAAAAACCGCCAUAAGCUAUGCAAAGAUUGCUUCCUUACCAUUUUUGAAACAGAAACCCAUCAAACAAUCACAAACGGCUCGCUGUUCGUCCCCGGUGAACGGGUUGCUAUUGGUGCGAGUGGUGGAAAAGAUAGUACUGUUCUUGCUUCUGUCUUAAAGACAUUGAAUGAGCGAUAUAAUUAUGGCCUUGACCUGGUUUUACUUUCUAUUGACGAAGGUAUAAAGGGCUACCGUGAUGAUAGUCUGGAGACGGUAAAGCGAAAUGCGGUUCAAUACGAAAUGCCACUGGAAAUAGUCAGCUAUGGAGAACUAUAUGGUUGGACAAUGGACCAGGUUGUUGCGGAAAUUGGAAAAAAGGGUAACUGCACAUACUGUGGUGUCUUUCGACGCCAGGCUCUUGACCGUGGCGCUGCAAAACUGAAUAUCAAACACGUCGUUACCGGACACAAUGCCGACGAUGUUGCGGAAACGGUUAUGAUGAAUUUACUACGUGGUGACCUUCCUCGUCUUGCACGUUCGACCAGCAUAAUUACGGGAUCGGCCGCCAGCGAUAUCAAAAGGAGCAAGCCUUUGAAAUAUGCGUAUGAAAAGGAGAUUGUCCUAUAUGCUUACCAUAAAAAGCUUGAUUACUUCAGCACUGAGUGCAUAUAUUCCCCAGAAGCGUUUAGGGGGAGUGCUAGGACCCUUAUCAAGGAUCUGGAGAGAAUUCGGCCUAGCGCUAUUCUCGAUAUUGUCCGGAGCGGGGAGGAUAUGGCUAAGUUGGUGCCAGCUGAGGUAUGUGGAGGCACCGGGUGCUCAUCCAUAAAAUCCAAUGGAGUUGAUGAGCUCUCUACAGGUGGUUGUGGAAGUCAGAAUGGAAGAAGCAGUGGCGGAGAAAUGGCAGAUAUGGAGAAAAAGCUCACCGAAGAUGAAGACGCUAAGUCUCGCGAGGUCGAGAUAUCACUAUCUUCUCUGCCAAAGAAACCCGGGAAAUCUAUCUCGACACAUCCGUCUGUAGCAAUCCAGAGCCGUGACAAGAGGCAAAAGCCCCUAAAGACCCAAACGAUAGGACAGUGUGAAAAAUGUGGUUAUAUGUCGAGUCAAAAAAUAUGCAAGGCGUGUAUGCUUCUCGAAGGACUGAAUAAAAGUCGGCCAAAAACAAGUGUGGAACUUGUUGGGGUCGAGGAGGAGGAAGGAAGUUCGACAUUAAUGAGACAAAUGGAAGGCCUUCAACUAUCUGGAAGCUGA
This is a messenger RNA of Trichophyton rubrum CBS 118892, 1284 nucleotides long. RefSeq names its product cytoplasmic tRNA 2-thiolation protein 1. Gene Ontology annotation, molecular function: tRNA binding. Lineage: Eukaryota; Fungi; Ascomycota; Eurotiomycetes; Onygenales; Arthrodermataceae. The record is from RefSeq and is a predicted model, not a curated record. Bases 1 to 1284 code for a protein of 427 amino acids. The transcript has a single exon. Gene Ontology annotation, cellular component: cytosolic tRNA wobble base thiouridylase complex; mitochondrion. Gene Ontology annotation, biological process: tRNA wobble position uridine thiolation.